GUUGCGCUGCGGUUCCUCUUUGGGGAGGUGAGAGCUGUCCGGUGCUGAAGGGGGAAGAUGAGCUCAGCGCGCGCCGGGGGGCAGGUAACGUCAGCAGUCGGCCGGAGCAGGAAAAGACUCCAUACACACACCCACCAAGUGUUUAUCUGCGCUUAAUCACUGAUACACAUCGACACACAUGAAUAAUGGGCAGCUAAUCAGCUCCGUGUGACUCAGCGCCGAUUUUCUUCCGAUUCCUGCGCGCCUCGGCAGCAUCCCGCGCCCUCCGCUUGGCUUGAAAUGGGAUGAUAUGGGCUUUUUCAUGUCGACGAAGAUCGGAGGGAUUCUUGCUUUUGCCUUGGUAUUCCUCUCGCUGACAGUGUCAGGAGACCCUCUGACAGAUGUUAAGUGUGAGAACAUUUAUAAAGACUUCUCUGACUGUGUGUUGGAGCUGGGAGACAGUAUGGACAACUCGCAGGAGAACGUAACCAGUGAGAGCGGAGUGGCAGCAGUCUGCAGCCACUGGGAAGCUUUCCACACAUGUGCCCUCACAGCGCUGUCCGACUGUGAGCAAGAAGUCAGCUCUAUCUGGGAGACUCUGAGGCAGGACUCGAGGAAGAUGCGCUUCCAGGGGAGUCUAUUCGACUUGUGCAGCCCCAGCUCCUCUCCCAGUAUAAGUUCACCCCUCAGUACCCUCAUCCUGUCCCUUAUAGGCAUGCUGAUCAUGACUGGGUCCUCUGUAUAGAUGAGGGCUGAGGUGAGGAGGGAUAUCCCCUGGGUUCAGUCCUUCAGAUAUCAAACUUAAAGCCAAGGAUUUAAAUAGAACAAAUGUUUUAAUAAGGAUUAUUUUGACAGAGAGCCAUGGAGGUUUGUGGUUCAGCCAAUCAAUAUUUGCUGUGAUGAAUAAUGUUUGAAAUCUUCUCAUAUCCCUCAGCUUGAUCCUCCCACAUGUCGAGAAAUUGACAGUGUAUAGUAAAGGAAAAUACAUUUCCGUAAUAUAACUUAUGAGUAAAUAUUGCAAAUACUCCAAAGAUUUGAGACAAUCUCUUAGCAGAGUCCAAUCAGACAGUAGUUCGACACCUGUGGCUCUGGGAUACCAGUAUAAAGUAGGUCACAGGGAUUGGGCACAAUACCAUCAACACCUGCACAAUUCAAUGCAAUCUAAUGAAAUAGCCAUGCUAAGAGAAUUUAUUGUCAUUAUCAUGUUCUGCAGGAUUCAGACCUGACGUUUAAGAGCUGUGUAUUUGUGGAGUAAUUCAUAUUCUUCUUAUAUUUUAAUACAGCAGGUGUUUAUGUUUUUGUGCCCACACUUUAUUGUGUAUGGUUUUGUGAUGAUAGUUGACCGUAGAGUUCAACUUUUUAGGAGUUUGCUGAGGAUAUCUGUCCAAUAUUCAAAAAUGUGUAUGCUAAAAUCAGUCAGUUAGUUUAGCCUUGCACAUAGCUCACAAAGCUGCAACCUAGCCAAUCAAUAUUUCACCAAUUAAAAAAAAGAAC
Labrus bergylta (ballan wrasse) is the source of this 1473-nucleotide messenger RNA. RefSeq names its product neuritin-like. Gene Ontology annotation, cellular component: plasma membrane. NCBI's taxonomy places the organism in Eukaryota, Metazoa, Chordata, Actinopteri, Labriformes, Labridae. Gene Ontology annotation, biological process: nervous system development; neuron projection extension. The record is from RefSeq and is a predicted model, not a curated record.